This is a messenger RNA of Cucurbitaria berberidis CBS 394.84, 1812 nucleotides long. RefSeq lists its product as uncharacterized. The transcript has 4 exons. The record is from RefSeq and is a predicted model, not a curated record. NCBI's taxonomy places the organism in Eukaryota, Fungi, Ascomycota, Dothideomycetes, Pleosporales, Cucurbitariaceae. Bases 1 to 1812 code for a protein of 603 amino acids.
AUGUCUCUACCAACCCCACACAUCCAGGCCCUGUCAACGUACAAAACGCACUUGCGCGCGCCGUCAUCCCAACUACGCAACGUAUCGAGUCCAUAUGGCCUGGCGAUCCCUCCAACGAAUAAACGACGGUCUACAAACAUUUCCACGAUUUCAGAGACACCGACAGAGCGCGCAAAUCCAGCCCGGAAAAGCGUUAAUACCCUACGAGUGCCCACCCCGCCCAAAAAAGCCGUCCUUGUCUCCGAGAAGCCAAUUCAGCCGUGCGCUUCUAACGACAGGUCGACAUCAACAACGUCUUCGCAAUAUAAACAGGCGAGCCCAUACCCAUCGAGGCCAAAGAAGGCAAGAUUCGGAGAAGAUGUCGAUGACCGUGUGCUCGCACUAGCAGUAACAUUAGGAAUCGUGCUUCUUCUCGCGAUCAUCAUACCUCUCGGUAUCAUCCUGCCCCAGAAACUGAUCAAACCACUGCCAGUUAAUGUCUUGGUACCAUUGUAUAUGAAGCCGGAGCUAGGAGGUUGGGAUAAAAUGUAUGCAGCGAUACUUAAAUACUCCGACACCAAUUUUACUGUAAUCAUAAAUCCCGACAACGGGCCCGGCAGCGACGUCUGGCCCCCGGGGGUCUACAUCGAAGCCAUCAAAAACCUCAACGCACACACCAACGUGCAAACACUGGGCUACGUCAACACAACAGGCGGAACCAGGGAUAAUGCCACUGUCCGUGCUGAUAUCGCGAAGUAUGCCGGGUGGGCGGAUGUUAGCGCAGACCUCGGUAUGCAAGGUAUAUACUUCGACGAGACGCCGUGGCAAUACUCAGACGACGCACGAGCGUACAUGAAGAAUAUUAGCGCGACAGUGCGGCACUCGCAGGGUUUUGGCAACAAGGCCAUGGUGGUGCAGAAUCCCGGCCGCGUGCCUGAUGAGGGCUUGAUGGCGUAUAAACCGGAUCUGACCGUGGUGUUUGAAGGUGCGUAUGAGGAUCUGCCUAGGAAGACUAGGUUACACAAUAUGUUGGAUGGGGUUACGAGUCACAGGAAAGACCGGGCGAUGUUGGUUCAUUCGGUGCCGAAGGACCUUGGGACGGGGGGAUUGAGGAAGAUCGUUGAUGACGUGAGGAGAGAUGUGGAGUGCGUCUCUGCAUAUCCAAAUCUCGAAUUCCUGGUUAUCGUCAACCCGAGCAGUGGUCCUGGUGUUGCGCCGUGGUGGCCUAAUGCAGAUUAUAUCCGAGAAAUCCCACGCUUAAAUGCCUACAAGAACGUCAAGACGGUGGGUUAUGUACGGGUGGGGUAUUGCAAAAGACCUGAACAGGAUGUCGCUGGAGAGAUCGACGCAUAUGCGGCACGUUCAAGAAGUGACGAGCAUCCCGGUCUGGGAAUGGAAGGCAUCUUUGUCGAUGAAACGGUGAACCACUAUUCUAAGGAAGCAAAGCGCUAUCUGGACGCAAUCGACCGAAAAGUGAAAGAGUGCGAUGGUAUUCAUGGCGAUAGGAUCAUGGUCCAUAACCCUGGCACAGCUGUGCAUGCUCAACUCGCAAGUCCAGGCCCGGACAUUACGGUCGUGGUCGAGACAUCAUAUGGAUACUAUGUGACUGAUGAAUACCAAAAUUGGCUAGCGACUUCGCCAUAUGAUCGCUCUCGAACUAGUUACAUGGUUCAUUCUGUUCCAGAAGAAGAGGUCGAGAAUGUUACGAUGAAGUUGCGUGAGCGGGCGGAGUAUCUUUUCGUGACGAGCGCGUGCGAGAGGUUUUACGAGGGGUUUGGGCCGAGCUGGGACAGGUUUGUUGCCGCGAUGGAGAAGCCGUUAGGACGGAGGUAG